AUGGUCGGCCUCACCUCAGCUGCCGGCGUUGUCGGCUUUCUUUCCGAACCAGAUCCGGCCUUGCGGUCCUUCGCUCUACAUCGGUUGAACGAGGAAAUCGACCUGCUGUGGCCGGAAGUCGCUGGCUCUGUCAGUCAAAUUGAGGCCCUCUACGAGGAUGAGUCGUUCCCGGAGCGAGAACUCGCAGCUCUCGUUGCGGCAAAGGUCUACUAUCAGCUGCAAGAAUACAACGAAAGUAUGGUCUUUGCGCUCGGUGCUGGCAAGCUGUUCGAUAUCCAUCAUGCGGGGGAGUUUGAGGAGACAAUCUUGGCCAAAUGUCUAGAUACGUAUAUCGCCUUGUCCGCCAUGCAUAACCCUCCGACACCGAUAAGCAGAGCGAACCAAGCCCCACCCCAGCUAACGACGUCUUUCGACCGCAACGCCGCGGGAGGCGCUAGUACAUCAGCAGGCCUGACAUCUCCAAUAACGCCUUUCUCACAGUCGGCUUUGCCUUCGAAGUCGUUACUGUCCCGCGAGGAUUCGUCCACAUUCGAUCCUAACCUUCCUGGUGGCGGCAAUGCCGGUAUUGCAGGAGCCCAUCCUACUCCUCUUGUCCUGCAGCGGAGCGUACAGAAGAACCUCCAAGCGACCAUACGGCGAAUCUUCGAAAGCUGCUAUGAGAACGGCGAUUACAAGCAGGUCGUCGGAAUAGCCAUUGAAGCUAGAAAUCUGGAAGUUCUACGAGAAUGUUUCCUCCAAGCGAGCCAAGAAGAGAAGAAGCAGGGCAAGAAGCCAGCCGGCUCGCCUAGCAAGAGCGAAGAGUUGAUGGAGUACGUUCUGGACAUAUGCAUGAAUGUAGUGCAGGAACGGGGUCUGAGGAAUGAGAUCUUGCGCCUCAUACUCGAUCUGUUGAACGAGAUCGCCAAUCCGGAUUAUUUCUCUAUCGCGAAAUGCGUCGUCUAUCUAAACCAACAUACUUUGGCGUCGAACCUCAUCCAGCAACUCAUUAAGCGCGGUGACAGCAAGUCGCUCGCUAUCGCCUACCAAAUCGCAUUCGACAUAUAUGAAAAUGGCACGCAGGAAUUCCUGGCAAAAGUGAUCGAAGAGCUACCAAAGGAGGAGAAGAAUGAGGACAAACCCUCGGCUAACGGUGACGCCUCACAGAAACCUCAGUCUGAAGAGGCUGGAGAGACCGAAGGACUUCUCUCGAACAUCGACACGAGCAACGUAUCUACUGUUGUCUCACGCACAAAGCAGCAAACCGCGUCAGAAGAAGAAAUGAAAGCUUUCACAUCGGUACGUGAGGUGCUUCAAGGUACCAAGAGCAUUGAGCUCAAUCUUGAAUUCUUGUACCGGAAUAAUCAUGCGGACAAGAACAUUCUCAACAAGAUCCGGGACAGCUUGGAGUCAAGGAAUUCCAUCUUCCACACCGGCGUUACUUUCGCAAAUGCGUUCAUGAAUGCCGGUACAACCAACGAUACUUUCUUCCGGGAGAACUUAGAUUGGCUGGGCAAGGCUGUCAACUGGUCCAAAUUCACUGCUACAGCUGCUUUGGGUGUAAUCCACCGCGGUAACAUCACCCAAGGACAGAAGUUGCUCGACCCUUACCUGCCCAAGGAUACCGUAUCGUCAGGUAGUCACUACGAGCAGGGCGGAUCACUUUACGCUUUGGGUUUGAUUUACUCAAACCACGGAACCCACGUGCUGGACUACCUGCUGAAACAAUUCCAAAAUGCCUCGGAAGAGGUCAUUCAGCAUGGCGGUGCCCUUGGCCUGGGUGUCGCCGGCAUGGGCACAGGUUCAGAGGAGAUCUUUGAGGCCUUCAAGGCCAUUCUCUACACCGACUCAGCCAUCAACGGAGAAGCCGUCGGUCUUUCCAUGGGUCUUGUCAUGCUCGGCACCGGAAACAUCAAGGCGCUCGAAGAUAUGAUUCAAUAUGCUCACGACACUCAGCACGAGAAGAUUGUUCGAGGUCUGGCUAUGGGCAUGGCUCUGAUUAUGUAUGCUCGGGAGGAGGCCGCUGACGAACUCAUCAACGGCCUACUUGAUGACCCCGACCCGACCCUACGUUAUGGAGGUAUAAUGACCCUUGCUCUUGCAUACUGCGGCACAAGCAGCAACAAGGCGGUGCGUAGGUUGCUCCAUGUUGCUGUCAGCGAUGUCAACGACGAUGUUCGCCGGGUCGCAGUUAUGAGUUUGGGAUUUGUAUUAUUCAGGAAACCUGGAAGCGUACCCCGUAUGGUUGAGCUUCUGGCCGAGUCGUACAACCCUCACGUCAGGUACGGUGCUACCAUGGCUCUCGGUAUUGCCUGCGCAGGUACUGGUCUCGACGAAGCUAUCGAUCUCCUGGAGCCGAUGAUGAAGGACUCGACCGACUUUGUCCGACAAGGUGCUCUCAUUUCUCUCGCCAUGAUAAUGGUACAACAGAACGAGGCCAUGAACCCCAAGGUGGCCACGAUUCGUAAGACACUCACCAAGAUCAUUGGCGACCGACACGAGGACGCCAUGGCCAAGUUCGGUUGCGCACUUGCCCUGGGCAUCAUUGACGCAGGUGGCCGGAAUUGCACAAUCGGCCUUCAGACACAGACCGGCAACUUGAACAUGACUGCUAUCGUAGGCAUGGCAGUCUUCACGCAAUACUGGUACUGGUUCCCGUUGACACACUUCCUUUCCCUCAGUUUCACGCCCACGGCUAUCAUUGGCGUGGACCAGGAUCUCGAGAUUCCGACUUUCAAGUUCCAUAGCAACACCCGGCCAAGCAUGUUCGAUUACCCACCUGAGCAGGAGGUCAAGGCGGAAGAAGCACCGAAAGCGAUCAAGACGGCGGUUUUGUCCACGACUGCCCAAGAUAAGCGACGAAAAGCAGUGAAGGCGCGACAACAACGACGAGAGAGCAUGGAUGUCGACCAAUCACCCACGACACCCAAGAUCCAAGCUUCAGACGAUGAUAAGAUGGACAUAGAUGAGGAGAAGAAAGACGAUAAAGAGAAAGAGGGCACUCCGGCUGCGGAGUCGUCAAAGAAGAAGGCCGAGAAGGAGAAGGUUGGCUACGACCUUGAGAACAUGUCGCGCGUAUUGCCCGGUCAGGUGAAGUACAUCAGCUUCCCCGAAGAGCGAUUUAUUCCUGUCAAGAAGCCUACUGGUGGUGUUGUACUUGUUCAUGAUACGAAGCCUUCAGAGCCGAAAAGUCUGCUCGAGCUGAAGGUCAAAAAGGCAGUGCAAGCUCCCGCACCUGGUGCAACAGGUUCGUCAGGCGACCACGCACCGGCCGGAGUACAAGCUGGUCCUGAAGCAGAAGAUGUAGAUGACAACCUGGUGGAAGAAGGAGACGCAGAGGCAUCAGUACCCGGGGAGUUCGAGUACAUUUCAGACACUGGGGAAGGUGAUGAAGACUAG
Didymosphaeria variabile is the source of this 3375-nucleotide messenger RNA. It is a transcript of the gene RPN2, whose product is annotated as proteasome regulatory particle base subunit. Lineage: Eukaryota; Fungi; Ascomycota; Dothideomycetes; Pleosporales; Didymosphaeriaceae. The record is from RefSeq and is a predicted model, not a curated record. Gene Ontology annotation, molecular function: enzyme regulator activity. Gene Ontology annotation, cellular component: nucleus; proteasome regulatory particle, base subcomplex; proteasome storage granule. The transcript is spliced from 5 exons. Gene Ontology annotation, biological process: proteasome-mediated ubiquitin-dependent protein catabolic process; regulation of protein catabolic process. The coding region runs from base 1 to 3375 and encodes 1124 amino acids.